Messenger RNA from Adineta ricciae, 1749 nucleotides. The record is from the annotation of a GenBank genome assembly. NCBI's taxonomy places the organism in Eukaryota, Metazoa, Rotifera, Eurotatoria, Adinetida, Adinetidae.
AUGCAUCUUUUAUCCACAUCAUCAACGCUUAAUCAAGUACUCACAAAUCAAGUUAUACCACUUCGUCGUCAACUAACCAAGUUAUUUAAAAAACAUCCAACGGAUCUCCAACGUCAAAAUGCUUUUCGACGAGAUGCGGAAAGAGAAUUUGUCAAAGCGUUCACACUAUCCAUACCUACAGCAUUGGAAAAACGUGUCUUUCAUGAAAAACAAGUCAUCGAAUCGAUUCGUCGUCAAUUGCAACAAGAUAAUUUGAUUCUUCGACGUACUUGUGAUGAAUACAAUACCUAUUAUCUUAGUGAUCGCGUUGAAUUUCAAAUGAAAUGUCUUGAAUAUAUGGACGAUCAUACACAAUGUUUUUUUAAAAUCUAUGGUAUGGAUGAAAGCAUUUCCGAAGCACAACAUCUCAUUGAAAUGAUCAAAUCAAUCAAUUCGACAUUGAAUCAACUAGAAUUGAAAUAUAUCAUCGGAAUGGAUUAUCUGAAUAAAUUUAAAAUUCGUGAUAGUACACCUCUGCAAUUACCAUAUCUUUACUUUCUACCUGAACCCAAUCUCGAACUAUCUGUACAACCACGAUUCUCAACAUGGAAUAAUUCUCCGAUCUAUCCACUGGCAACUUUUCUCAAUCAAAUCCUACGACCCUUAUUUGAUAAAUACAUGAAAGAUACUCGUUUGAUUGAUGGUACGGAUCUCAUCGAAAAACUACAACACUUCACUUUGAACAAAAGAUCGUUUACACCAGAUACACGUUUCGUUAUUUAUGAAUUGCAUCACUUAUUUCUUCGAAUCACACAUGAUGAUCUGCUUGGUAUAUUGAAACGUAUUUUAACUCGUGAUUUGGCAGGAAAACGUUACAAUGGAUUGAAACAAGAUGGUAUUGUUGAAUUAGUUCGUGUGGUUUUAUCUCAUCUUGCAUUUACAUAUGAUGGAAAAUUGUAUCAAUUCAGUCGAGGUGGUCCAACAAAUUUACCUCUGAUCGAAUCAUUGAUCGAUAUCUAUCUACAGUAUUGGCAAUUGGGUUUCUAUCGUCAUACAGAUCGUUAUCGACAGUUUUAUGCCCGAUAUCGUCAUACGGGUAUUUUCACAUGGAAUAAUUCAGACAAUGAACUAGCUGGAUAUGUUCUCGAACUCAAUGAACAAUAUCCUGACAUGCCAUUGACGUUGUCCAGUGGUUUACAUGUUCGAUUUUUGGAUGUUUACAUUGAAAAUCUUCAGGGUCGUUUACUUUCAACUGUUCAUCGUGAUCGAAGGAGACAACAAUACUUCUUAUUGCCUUACUCUGCAAAGCAUCCACGAUUGACUCAUCGACAAUGGUUUCGUUUCGCACUGACACGUGCUGUUCAAUACUGUUCUUUUGCAGCAGAUUUCCAACACGAACGUUUAGAAAUCGAAUUAACAUUCUUAGCCAAUGGUUACUCUUUGAAAUAUGUGCAAUAUCUCUUGCAACAAUUCCUUCGACGACAUCCUACACCUAAGGAUUCGUUCUUAUUCAAUAAGUCUUCCUACGAUACAUUUCGUCAUGAUAUAUUUCGAUAUUACAAUGCACGACAGUUACAAUCAGUGGACGAUGGCAAUCUUGUUCAAUUGCAAUAUCUGUUCGACUGGGGUAAACGUCAUGAAUUCAAUCAGAAGUUCUAUCAACUUUGGUCCACACACAUUAAUGCUGAUCCAAAUUUUCAAAAACUGAAUUUAAAAAUUAUUCUUACUACUAAACAUUGCUAUUUAUCCAAUACUCUUUUGUCUCGAUAG